UUUUAUUAAAAAAAAUCUUAUCAAACAAAGAUAAAUAAAUCAGUGUUUUCGUUGUUAAAUAAACUAUUUUGUUGUUAAUGUAUUUCAUAGUGAACAGAUCUGUUUUACAACGUAAUAUGUGCGACUACGCUUUAAGAAAGUGUACAAUAGUUCUUCCGCCCUGAUUUAAAAUCGUUAUUACUCCUACUUUCAAAUCAAUGAAUCAAAGAAGUGAUCAUUAAAUGAUGAGUCAGCAUAAUUUCUGGAGAGGACUAACUCCAUUAACAGUGCCGCCUUCACAGCAAGUACCAGAAAAAAUUGUGAAACUGUGUGCUUUGGGCACAGACUUCAUUGUGUUAGGAAACGACCAUGGCCUCUACCACUGCGAAACUGUGGAAGAUUCUUUGAAUUUCAAAAAAAUCAGCGGCAUUUCUGCAAUAGACAUAUCAUAUCACAAUGAUAUCCUUUACAUUAUAGAUGUACAUGGACGGCUAUACAAAACCAAUGCUAGUUUUAAAAACAAAGAAGAAAUUAUUGUUAAAGAAGACGCUAAGUGUUGUCCACAUGGUUUUAAAAGUUCCAGUUAUAAAGUGAAGUUUAGAAAUGUAGUGACCAGUGAUUUUGGGCAGUUGUUCAUAAGUAGUGAUGGGCAGCUAUGGGGCUCAGGUUGUAUGCCCCAACUUUCCAUGGACACUAGUAGUGUUAAGAAAAUUCCAUUUUUUGAAGGUAGAACUGUUUAUAGUGCAUCGGUUGGUCAGAACUUUGCUGCUGUGAUAGCAAGGAAAAAUGUGAGAAGGUCCGGCAACUAUGACACAGAGAGUGACAAUGAUGAUGAAGAAGUGUUUGCUUCAAAUUGCUCACAGUGCCAGACAAUAAUAGGCCUAGCAUCCCCUGCAUCCGUGCCAUCUCUAUCAGAAACCUGCCCUUUAGGUGUUCAAAUUAGUAAGUCUAGUGAAGAUUCAAGUAGUACUACUGCCCCACAAACCGAUGUACAUGUUGAUGCUCAUAGUUUAACUGAAGAUUCUAGUCCCUCAUCUGAGGAAUCAAAAAUUGCAAGAACAAACUCACAAAAAAAUGCUAAUGUGGAAGCAGAUCAAAUGUCUCAAGAUAACAAAUCAACAGAAGAUGCUGAUGAGCAGACAGAUAAAGAGAGUGAAACAAGUGAAGCUGAUGGAGAAAAAAUUAACAAUAUUUUUAUUAAUACUGAUGCUGCUAGACAGUUCUUGAGUAGACAGCUCUCUUGGGUGUCAGCUGGUGAGGAUUAUUUAGUAGAAUACACAGAAAAACCCACUAGAAUAAUUAAAGAGAAUGUUUCAAACCUCACCAACUUUGUUUAUGAAGGAGUAAAAACUGUUGGAGACAAAGUGGCAACACUGUCAAGACAUGUUAGCGGUAGCAGUGAUAAUAAUGAUGCUGUGGAACUCCAAAUGAGAAUUAAUAAUGAAGAAAUAAAUUCCCUAAUGUACAGCUGUACAUCUAACUGCAAUCUAGAAGAUUUACACUUCUCCACGAGCACAAUAAGCAGUGAAAAGGAGUUUGAAGCUGCAAGGAAAACAGAAAACCUCAAAAACAUGUCUAAACUUGGUAAGAAUAUUUUAGCUACAGAAUUAUGGACCUGGGGAGACAUAUCAUAUGGACAGCUAGGAGUAGGAGACACAGUUAAAAGAAUUAAACCAAUGGUAGUAAUGAGUUUGUCAGGUUUUGGACUACAGAAAGUAUCCUGUGGUAAAUGGCACUGUUCAGCUCUAACACUAGAUGGAAGACUCUUCUUGUGGGGUUACAAUCUGUUCCAUCAAGUCAGCUUUGACAACAGAGAAGAUAAAAGUGGUCCUAAGCAGUUCACAGAAAAUUCUGACAGUGAUAGAGUAAGAGAUAUGAUAGCCACUGAUCAUCACACUUUAGCAUACACUCACAAUGAAAAUAUAUUUUAUAUGGGAAAGCAUACUGAAGGAUACACUGAUUCUAUUGUCAACUUGAAUGUCAGGGAUGACCAAGAGGUCACUGAAAACCACACAGAUUCAACUGUAAAAGUAGUUGAGCCUCCAAACUUUUCAACUAAGCCCCAAAACAUGUGCUACCAUUGGAGAAUAUUGUCUUCUGGCAACAUCAGCUAUUGCUCAAUAGAAGAGUCGUCCAAAUGUCCAGAAUUCCAAGAUUUGUCUAUUGCUCAAAGAUAUCUAGAAGAAAUGCUUUUGAUAUAUCAUAAUCUUGUUAAACCUUUUCUCAAGAAAAGUAAAGCGGUAACUACACAUUCCAAUAUUUACGAAACAGUGUGUGAUAUUUUUGGUGACAUUUUAAACAUUACUGCUCUGAAUGUUCUCUCGAUGUGGCAAUACGCCGAGAAGCAUAUAAAUGAAUGUGAUAUUUCUUUAAUUAAAAAUUUAGAAGAGUUUAUUUAUUUGUACAGAAAGUAUUAUGUAGCUGUAAGCAAUUUGAUAGUAAUCGGCGGUUUCGCGCAAAUCAACAGUGUGGUCGAUGUUCCGUCUAGUGUCUAUAGUUUGUUUAGCGAUCAACUCCCGACUAAUAAACAGAAAAAUAAUAAGAAAACCUUAGAAGCCAUAGUAGGACUGGCGUUCGUACAACCGUUAACAAGAUUGAGCUCUUAUAAAUGCAUAGCUCAAUCGUUAUUGAGGUAUAAGACGAAAAGAAAAAAGCCUGACUCAAAGCCGAAUAUCGAUGAGAGAUUGAACAAAGUGAUUGCUUCUCUUGACACUUUGAUAGACGAACAAGAAAAGAAGCGAAAAGAAGCUGACGUCACAAAGUUAUUUUGGGAGACAAUAGGAAAAAGUAUAGAGCAAUACCGGACGCCUGAACGUCGUUUAGUGAGAGAAUCGAAAUCUCGACAGCUGAAUUUAGUGAACCCAGGCCGAUUUUCAUCGCAUUGGUUCGUCCUGUUCAACGAUCUCUUUGUCCACAUCAACGGCAGCACGCCUAACGUCCAUCCUUUAGAGACGCUAUGGGUAGAACCGGUACCAAAUACAGAUUCCCUGCAAAACGUAAUCCAACUAACGACUCCCGAAGAAACGAUAUCAGUUGCAACGGCAACGGAACAGGAGAAAACAGAAUGGACGCAUUCAUUCAACAAUUCUAUAAGACUUGUAUUAAAUAAGGACAACUUCAAACCACCCGCUGUGAGAACGGCAACACACACGUUCUCAAAUAAAAAUGCCUUUUAUAAAGACGCAAAGUAUACUGGCAGAUGGCUGGAUGGUAAACUCCAUGGCAGUGGGAAAGUAGAAUGGCCUGAUGGCAAAUUGUAUGUUGGCCAAUUCCAGCUAAAUGCUUUAUGUGGACACGGGAAGAUGGAAGUACCCAGUAUAGGAGUCUACGAAGGCCAAUGGAAAGAUAACCUCCAAAAUGGCUACGGUGUCAUGAAAUACACGACAGGUGACAUUUACGAAGGUUAUUUUAAGGAUGGCAACCCACACGGACAUGGUAUUAAAAAGCAAGGAGAUUUUACUUCGUCAUCAGCGACCAUUUAUACAGGGGAGUGGGUCAAUGGGGUCAAGCAAGGGUAUGGAGUCAUGGAUGAUAUUGGAAAAGGGGAGAAGUACUUAGGAAAUUGGAGCGAUAAUAAGAAACAUGGGUGCGGUUUGAUCGUGACCUUGGAUGGGAUUUAUUAUGAAGGUCUUUUCAUGCAAGAUGUGUUGACGGGUCACGGAGUCAUGGUAUUUGAAGAUGGAACGCACUACGAAGGCGAGUUUCGAUCAGCUGGCGUGUUCUCAGGCAAGGGAAUACUAACCUUCUCCAGUGGAGAUAAAAUCGAAGGUAGCUUGAGCGGCGCGUGGACUGAAGGCGUCAAGAUUUCAAACGCUACCAUGCAACUGAAUGUUUCAAACCCAGUGUUGCCAACGAAUUCUAAACCUAAUUCAUUCGGAAAACUAAGUGUAGCUCCUAACCAAAAGUGGAAUGCCCUCUUUCGUCAAUGCUUCCAAUGUCUUGGUGUCUCAGAAUCCAUUCUGACCCCAACCGGUAACCAUUUUGCAAAUGGCCCCUCCGGUCCAUCCAUAGACAACGUUAAAAUCUGGCAGAAUGUCGCCGUCGCCAUAUCCUGUUCGCAUAAAGAAAGAAACAAAAUGUCUAUGAAGAAGAAAAGUAAUGAUUUAGAGAAGUCUGUGGACUGUUUGGAAGUUAUUCCGCAGUUUGGACAGAAAACACUUAAUUUGGAAAGUUAUACGGAGUUGCAGCAAUAUUUGUAUAAUGCCUGCGAAUCAACCCACCAUCCACUAGGUCAGCUCGUCCUCGGCCUAACAAACGCCUUCAACACCACAUACGGAGGAGUUCGAGUCCACCCCUUACUCCUGAGUCAUGCUGUAAAGGAACUCAAGAGUAUCACGGCUCGACUGUACCAGGUCGUAAGGCUCCUGUUCCCUGCCUUACCUCCUGAAGGUUCUGAUGCUGUCCUGCCUUAUAAGAAGAGGGAGGAUGGUCAGGAAGAACAUGCUGACAGUAAUCCUAUUGAUGGCGAGGUAGUGUCGGCGGCGUCCCUGCUGCAGCCGGCGCUGCUGCCGCGCGCGCACCCCGCGCUGUUCGUGCUGUACGCGCUGCACAACAAGAGGGAGGAUGACCUCUACUGGAGACGACUACUCAAGUGGAACAGACAACCUGAUCUCACGCUCAUGGCGUUCUUGGGAAUUGAUCCAAAAUUCUGGGUAGGCUAUACCUGUCCUAACAACCAGUUGUCCCCCACGUCGCCACUCAAAGAGCAACUGUUCCAAGAAGCAGUGGAGACGCUGCAACAACUCAAAACCACCUUCUCACCGAUCGAGAAGCUUCUCGUUAUCAGAAGCACCUUCCAGAAGAUGACUAUUGCUGUACAACAGGAGUUGGGUUCAAACUACCUCUGGAGUAUGGACGAGUUGUUCCCAGUGUUUCACUUCGUGGUAGUGAGAGCUCGGAUCCUACAGCUCGGCUCCGAGAUACACUUUAUUGAAGACUUCCUCGAGCCGGCCAUGCAACACGGAGAGUUGGGACUCAUGUUCACCACUCUUAAGGCAUGUUACUUCCAAAUACUACAAGAGAAAAUGUCGAUCAACUAACUUCGGAAUAACAGACGGACGGGACGUGUGUAUGAUUGUGUGUAAUAACGAUUGAUCUCGCAAUACAUAUGGUGCGUACAUUUAGUUGUAGCUUGCGCAAUAAUUUGCUAUAAGUACUCGCUAGGUGUUCUUUUAGCUUAGAUAUUUGAGGGCGUAUACCAUUUGUAUAGAUUAAUUAAGAAAAAAAUACGGUUCCAAGAAAAAAUAUGCAACUGAAUCUGUUUUUUUUUAAUCAUCCGAUGACUUCUCCCGCCCGGGUGAACCGAGAGGUAGUGUCAGAGUCUUACUGUC
Messenger RNA from Spodoptera litura, 5309 nucleotides. RefSeq names its product Amyotrophic lateral sclerosis 2 (gene Als2). Gene Ontology annotation, cellular component: cytoplasm; intracellular membrane-bounded organelle. NCBI's taxonomy places the organism in Eukaryota, Metazoa, Arthropoda, Insecta, Lepidoptera, Noctuidae. Gene Ontology annotation, biological process: endosomal transport; regulation of GTPase activity. The record is from RefSeq and is a predicted model, not a curated record. Gene Ontology annotation, molecular function: guanyl-nucleotide exchange factor activity; small GTPase binding.